Messenger RNA from Thlaspi arvense, 417 nucleotides. Lineage: Eukaryota; Viridiplantae; Streptophyta; Magnoliopsida; Brassicales; Brassicaceae. The record is from the annotation of a GenBank genome assembly.
AUGAUUUCGGCCUUGAAGAAAGACAAUUGUUUGAUUUCGAUAGUCGUGUAUGAACCUGUGAUGCUUUCGCUUACUAGGCUUGGAAUUUAUGUCCCCCAUAAGGUUGGAAUCCUGCGACCAAACUGGCUAGAUGGAGCCAAGUAUCUAGGAAAACAACAUGUGAAUGGGUUUCACUGCAAUGUAUGGGAGAAAGUAGACUUUAUAUGGUACUAUGAGGAUGUUGAAACCAAGAGACCCGUGCAAUGGAUCUUCUACACAGGGAGGGAAGCUCAUGUGAUGACAUACGAGGUUGGUGCUGUCUUAGAGGAUGAGAAAUGGCAAGCUCCGGUUUAUUGUUUUAACAAAGAGAAGAAAGGUUUAUCUACAGAGGAAGGUUUAAGAGGAUUUAAGGGAUACAAAGAUAAAGCUGCUUUGUAA